AUGCAUCAACCUCUCAACACUCAUUCCACAACCAAAUCUGGAACGCGCCCUUCUUCGAGAUUAUCCAGUGUGAGGAAACCAGGAAUCAAGCCUGCCGACGAGAACGUCAAUCCUGUCAAGCGAAAGCCGUCGCUACUUGAAUUAACUGCCAAGGCCAGUGAUCCGACAGCCACACCGCCUGGGCCAAUCGCCAACAAUAGGAGACUCGACAACAACAACAACAAAAAGAGCACCACAACAACAUCCACCAUCAAUACGAGACCCCGAUUAGCCACGAGUCGAACCUCCACCAACACAACAACGAAAGCAACUCCCUCAAGGCCUGUUAUUCGCUCCAGCAACUCGCUGCCAGCAAAGCCAUCUCGUAACCCUCUGCAGCCCAGAGAUCGAAAUGUUGCGCCGCCGCCUGUAGCUGUCGCUGCUUCGCGUACUCCUGCACUGGCGGCAGCAGCCCAGCAACCACGACUUUCCCCCAGGCUCGCCACUUCGGCCAAGAUGCCGCCGGCUAAUAAUCCGCGGCAACCACAAAUGCCCACGCUGGCAAAGCCUGCACCACGGGCUCCUUUGACCCCCAAAAUCGCAGGCCCCAAACCACCGACCAGCACUCCUCAACCCCAACAGCAACGUCCCAUGGCUGCAGCAUAUUCUACUCCUUUGCCGAGACGAAGUACGGCGAGCAGACCAGAGUCGUCGCUGGGCAUCUCGGAGCUCCCCAGGGAUGAUACCACAUCACCUGCUUCGGGAAUGAUCGGCUACAUGAACGUCACGCCUAGAUCCGGCCCGAGGCAAUCUCGAGUCGACAGCACAAACUCGACUCCCACCGGAACUCCGCAAUCAGAACAGCAAGAGCCAUCUUGGGAUCCAAGAUCGAGCAUCACGGCUCCGAUAGAUAGCAAUGGUCCUAGGAGGCCUGUCGUGUCGUUCAGUCCUGCGCCGUCAGAUUCCGGACGACCGACUAUUGCCCGACCAAGCGCGUCUGACUCCAAAUUUUUUUACGCCAGCAGCGUCAAGGCUCCAGUCGGGAGCCAAAUACAACCGCCACCAUCAGCACCACCACUUGCAAGGGCGCCUCAACCAUUGCAGAAGGCAUCGACCUUUUGCUAUGCCAAUGGCGACACACUACCUCCCAAGCCCUCACCUGGACCACCACUGGUAUCCCCACAGUCUGCCACCUUUGGCCCUAGUUUAGGGCCGACUUCUGAUGCCGGAAUCUCGAGCAAAUUCAUGUAUGCCAACGGUGUACCGGAUGUUGCACCAACGGCACCUAAGCCGGGAUUUGUUUCUGUGUCGCGGCCGGGGUCUUCAAUGUCAUCUACUUCGAGAAUCCCUGGACGGCCUGCGAGUGUCAUAGCAGCCGCACCCUCUGCCAUUGGAUACGGUGCGCAGCGACCUGUAUCACCUCUGAAGCAACCUUUCUAUUCUGCUCCCAAGGCUCCAGUCAUCUCUCAAGCACCUACUAGUCACCCGACCCCACCUAUGAGCGGCUAUUCCAUGUCACCAAGUUUAGCAGCGAUGCGGCCCAGUCAUGAGACCUCGCCUGUCAUUCCAAGCAACAGUGGCUUUUUCGUCCCAGGACAUGCUCGCAACCGUUCGUUGACAGCCAUGUCGGAUGCGGCUAGCCGUGGUCUUGCUCCUCGUUCACCCUCAGAGACCUCGUCAGGUUCACUCACCGGGCUUGGUGUGGCUGGCCCGACUAUGGGCUUUGCAAGCCUUUUACAGGCCGCAGAUGAUUUUAUCGAGGAGACAGAAACCGAGAGCGAGGAUGAUAUUGAUCCAGACGAAUCGCUCGAUAGUAUAAACAGCACUCAGGCGAAGGAGAAGGAUCCUGUUGAUGAACUUGUUAGCAACGCUCGCCGCGAGCGCAAGGUGCAAGAUCUCGAAAUUACAAACGCCAGCCUCGAGGCCAUCAACCGCACACUUGAGCGUCAAUUACGGAAACAGACUGCUGAAUUACGGCGGUAUCGGAGGCUAUCUCGUUCAGGACGCCUCUCACUUGUCUCUGUUGGCAAGAGGAUAGCUUCCGAUUCUACAGUAGAAGGCCCGUUGCUCGACCCUUCCAGUCUUGGCUUGGAGGAUCUGAGCGAAGAGGGUGAAGGAGAUGACUAUCAAGACGAUCCAGACGCCAACGAAUCUCCCGAGGACUUUUCUGACUCCGAAUAUGGGUCGGGAUCAGGCUCUAGCCAGAUGAGCCCUAGCACUAUGGAAACACGUGACGCAAGACAUCGCAGACGAGACGAGAAGCGACUACAAUUAGACCUGACCAAGCACCAACAGCUCCUAAUUGAUAGCCAGAAGAUCAACCAGAGCCUUAAGCGUUGUCUAGGCUGGACAGAAGAGCUCAUCAAGGAGGGUCGCCGUGCACUCGAGUACCAGGUACGCGUUAGCGAGGUUGAGAUCGGUGGGCGAGUACUGGUGCGCAACGACGAAGAGGAUGAGGAUGGUGAUGGAAUGCACUCAGCUGUCGUUGUCGACUUUGGGCACGAGGACGACACCAUCACAAAUCUCUCAUUUAAUGGCAAGGGCCCACAGGACCGCGAUAGUGGCAUAGACCUGCCCCCUGAUGGCGGAUAA
Messenger RNA from Pyricularia grisea, 2571 nucleotides. RefSeq lists its product as uncharacterized. The record is from RefSeq and is a predicted model, not a curated record. The transcript has a single exon. Bases 1 to 2571 code for a protein of 856 amino acids. Lineage: Eukaryota; Fungi; Ascomycota; Sordariomycetes; Magnaporthales; Pyriculariaceae.